UGGACCAUGGAGGCUCCAAGUUCGUUUGCACUGGACUGGUACGCCCGUUCGCUGCCUAAGACGCGAGCGAGCGAUUUGAAGCUGUGGCUCUGUGAGCUCUGCCUGCUACUGCUGGCUUCUGGCCUGAGCGCGACUUUUUUGCCGCACGAAGAGGACGUGAGCUUCAUCAAUGAGUACGUGAACCUCCACAAUGAGCUCCGAGGCAACGCCAUGCCCCGAGGGGCGAACUUGCGCUUCAUGACCUGGGAUGUAGCUUUGUCACGGACUGCGAGAGCCUGGGGGAAAAAGUGUGUGUUUAAACACAACAUUUAUUUAGAAGAACUACAAAUGGUCCAUCCUAUAUUUAAUGGUAUUGGUGAAAAUAUGUGGGUCGGCCCUGAAAAUGAAUUUACUGCAAGCCUUGCUAUCAGAAGUUGGUAUGCAGAGAGAAAAAAGUAUAACUUUGAAAAUGGCAGUUGUUCUGGUAACUGUUCUAAUUAUCUACAGCUUGUUUGGGACAAGUCUUACAAAGUUGGUUGUGCUGUUACUCCAUGUUCAAAAGUUGGACGUAUUAGAUAUGCAGCAAUUUUCAUAUGCAACUAUGCACCAGGAGGAACUCGGACAAGAAGGCCUUAUAAAGCAGGACUAGUUUGCACGCAGUGUGGCUCAGAGGACAGAUGCACAGAUUUUCUAUGCAGUAAGACAAAGAAAAUGACUUUAACAUGAAAACAACCCAUAGUGCAUAGGAUGAUGAGAAAAGUGA
Messenger RNA from Phyllostomus hastatus (greater spear-nosed bat), 742 nucleotides. RefSeq names its product GLIPR1 like 2 (gene GLIPR1L2). NCBI's taxonomy places the organism in Eukaryota, Metazoa, Chordata, Mammalia, Chiroptera, Phyllostomidae. The transcript has 4 exons. The coding region runs from base 7 to 705 and encodes 232 amino acids. The record is from RefSeq and is a predicted model, not a curated record.